Molecule: messenger RNA, 1330 nt
Organism: Drosophila montana
Lineage: Eukaryota; Metazoa; Arthropoda; Insecta; Diptera; Drosophilidae
Product: zinc carboxypeptidase A 1-like
Exons: 1
Coding region: 18-1298 (426 amino acids)
Biological process (GO): proteolysis
Molecular function (GO): metallocarboxypeptidase activity; zinc ion binding
Source: RefSeq, a predicted model, not a curated record
UUAUAUCAACGACCACCAUGUUGCUGAACAAGUCGCUUCUCUUCGCCCUGUUUGGCUUUUUGGCCACGUUUGGAUUGGCUCAGGCGGAGCGUGUCCGCUACGACAAUUACCGCCUAUACAAGGCCAAUGCACAGAACGCCGAGCAACUGGCUGUUCUCAAGCAACUGGAGGGAUCUACGGAUUCCAUCAAGUUCUUGGAUGGAGUUCACAUUGUUGGAGCUGAUGUCCAGAUGGUUGUUGCUCCUCACAAGGUGCCCGAUCUAUUGGAGAUUCUGGGCAAGGCAGAAAUCAAAUAUGAUAUGCUGACUAAGGAUUUCCAAAAGUCCAUGGAUGAGAUCGAUGAGAAAGUGGCCAUCAAGGGACGUGCCACCGAAGAUUACAACUGGGUGCAGUACUAUGAGCUGGACGAUACGUACACCUGGAUGGUAUCUCUCGCUAAGCAGUACCCACAUGUUGUCACGCUGGUUGAAGGUGGAAAGACCUAUCAAGGACGCUCAAUUUUGGGUGUCAAGAUCUCCAAGAGCCUCAGCGAGAAGCCUGGCAUUUUCUUGGAGGCUGGAAUUCAUGCCCGCGAGUGGAUUGCCCCAGCGGCCGCGACCUUCAUAAUCAAUCAGCUUCUUACCUCAGAAGUAGAGUCUAUCGAGGAUUUGGCGAAUAACUAUAACUGGUACGUCUUUCCCCAUGCCAAUCCCGAUGGCUUUGUCUACACGCACACCACGGACCGCAUGUGGCGUAAGACUCGCACUCCAUACGGCAGCUGCUUCGGUGCUGAUCCUAAUCGUAACUGGGGCUUCCACUGGAACGAGAUCGGUGCCAGCGACGAUCCCUGCUCUGAUACUUAUGCCGGACCGUCGGCCUUCUCUGAGAUUGAGACUGCUUCGUUGUCCAACUACAUAGCCUCGAUAAAGGAUAAGAUUCAACUUUAUGUUUCUUUCCACGCUUACUCGCAGUACCUUCUGUAUCCUUAUGGUCACACCGGCGAUUUGCCUGACAAUGUAAAGGACUUCCAGCAGGUGUUUAAUGCUUCUAUUGCGGGCGUAGCCCAGCGCUACAACACAAAAUACACUGGUGGCAACAUAUAUGAUGCCAUCUAUCCUGCUGCAGGUGCCAGCGUUGAUUGGGCCUAUGGAACUCAGGAUGUGCGCAUGUCCUUCUGCUAUGAGCUGCGUCCCUCUUCCAAUUCCAUCCUUACUGGUUUCAAGCUUCCCGCUGAACAGAUCAUACCAGCAAGCGAGGAAGUGUUGGACUCCAUUAUCGCCAUGGUUGGUGAAGUCAAGAAGUUGGGCUACUUUAAUUAAAGAUUUGCAAAAUAAACGUCCCAUAUUUUAAA